Molecule: messenger RNA, 438 nt
Organism: Linum tenue
Lineage: Eukaryota; Viridiplantae; Streptophyta; Magnoliopsida; Malpighiales; Linaceae
Source: the annotation of a GenBank genome assembly
AUGAGGAGGGCAAUUUUGAUAGUUAAUGUUAUAUCUAUGGUGAUCUUUACAGUAGUCAACGACGUUGCCAAAGCAGAACGUACAAAUGGCUUUUUCCCUAUAAAGAAAACAGUGACAAUUACCAACGCGCUUCAGAGUAGGGCCCAGGUGAAGCUACAUUGCAAGUCAAAGGACGAUGACCUUGGGAUAAGAAUGUUGAGAUAUGAUGAUAGCUUUCAUUUUGGGUUUAGGCCAAAUAUAUUUUUCACAACCCUAUUCUAUUGUUCCUUUGAGUGGCCCGGCAGCGGCAGGGUUCACUGGUAUGAUGUCUAUGAUGAUAUGGCUAUGAAUUGCAUUAACUGUAAAUAUCUUGUCAAACCUUUUGGGUUGUGUAAGUACAAUCUACAAACUCAUGAUUAUGACAAGUGUGAGCCUUGGAAUAAUGAAGAAAUAGUUUAG